UUGGAUAAGUAGAUAGAUGGUUUGCUGGUUAGCAACAUAACAUAUUCUCUGCUCAUGCUAACUCGUAGAAAGAUUUGUCGCUGAAACUCUUCUCCUGCGAGUAAUCGCAAAUAGAAUAUUAAAAGUACGUGUUAGCCUCUACAGACUACAUAAAAAUUCCAAAGAUGUUUUGCCGAAAUCAGACUACGAGAGCAACAGUCGCACGGGGUUCUGCUCUUGAAAUGGAGAUACGGCGGGGGAAGUUCAGAAUGAGUGUUUUCUUGGAUACGCUACAGGACAGCGACAUCCAGAAGAAGAUCGACCAUGAGAUCCGCAUGCGGGAGGGCACCUGCAAGCUGCUGGCCGCCUGCUCCCAGAGGGACCAGGCGCUGGAGGCCGCCAAGGGGCUGCUGACCUGCAACGCCCGCAUCCUGGCCUACAUGUCCGAGCUGCAGCGCAUGAAGGAGGCGCAGGUCAUGCAGAGAGUGGCACGCAGGUCCUCUGCAGAUGCUGGGCCCAUGGACGAAAGACUUCCCUGUAAGGGCAAAGUGGCCAUAUCAGAUCUCCGAAUCCCGCUCAUGUGGAAAGACACAGAGUACUUCAAAAAUAAAGGAGAACUGCAUCGCUGCGCUGUGUUCUGCGUGCUGCAGCUGGGAGGUGAGAUCUACGACACAGACAUGGUGAUGGUGGACCGCACGCUGACGGACAUCUGCUUCGAAAACACCAUCGUCUUCAGUGAGGCUGGGCCUGGGUUUGAGCUGCGUGUGGAGCUGUACAGCUGCUGUACAGAGGAAGAGUUUUCAUCGGGGGCGGCACCCAGGAAACUAGCCAGCAAGCUGAGCAGCUCCCUGGGACGGUCCUCAGGAAAGAAGAUCCGGGUGGGACUCGAACCCGGGGCCUGCAGCCCAGUCAGUAAUGGAGGGGGAGCUCCCCUGCUGCUGCCCUCUCCCUCUGUCCCGGGACCCAAGUACCACCUCCUGGCCCACGCCACCCUGAAGCUGACACAUGUCCGGGACAGCUUCCGAACACAUGACCUGUCCAUCUCUGGCAACGAGGAGUGCUCCUAUUGGCUGCCGCUGUACGGCAGCGUGUGCUGUCGCCUGGUUGCGCAGCCUGACUGUAUGACCCAGCAGAUGAUGAGUGGCACUCUGCAGGUCAAGCAGCUUGGGGAGGACUCGCAGAGCUGGACCAAGGUCUACGGCGUCCUCAGUGGGACAAACCUCAUCUGCUACCACCAGCAAGAGGACGUGGAAGCGAAAGUGGAGCCAGCCUUUACCAUUGCCAUCAACAAGGAGACGAGGAUCCGCGCCACAGAGAAGGACCCCCACAGCAAAGCGCAGAGCAUCUCCGUUAGCAACCAGUACGGGGGGGAGGAUGUGACGCACACGCUGGCCACCGACAGCCGCGAGGAAAUGCAGCGCUGGAUGGAGGCCUUCUGGCAGCACUUCUACGACAUGAGCCAGUGGAAGCAGUGCUGCGAUGACCUGAUGAAGAUCGAAGUGCCGUCGCCACGGAAACCCAUCAUCGUCAUACCGAAGCAGGGCUCCCUUUACCAUGAGAUGGUUAUUGAUGCCACCGAUGAUCUUGGAACCGUGACGGACAUCUUGAAGUGCCACAUGCAGGAGUUUAAGCUGCGUGGCCAGCUCGGGGCGGCCCCUCCCUGGAUGUCCUUGUUCGAGGGGGACCAGAGCCAACACCCCAUACCCCAGGUGGCCGGACACAGCCCCCGCCCCCAGCACCGCGCCCCCCGCUCCCCGCGCCCCGGUCGGCUCUCCUCGGACACCAGUCUGACCUCAGACAGCGAUAGCCCCUGCAGCACCAGCCCCUGUUCCCGCCACGCCUGGCCUGAGACCCCGCCCCGCACCCGCCCCCGCACCCUCUCCCUGGACGCCAGGCUCAGUGGUCUGCAGGGCAGGGGGUGCACAAGCCCGCCCCGCCCCUCGUCUUCCUCUUCCCCCAGGCCCCCGCAGCCUGGGCUGUCCUGCUCCAGCUCCACCUCCAGCAACAGCUCCAGCGAGGGCAGCACCACCCCCGAUUUAGAGGGCUCCCCUUUCCCCCGUGCCGCUCCAGGCCGCCGCAGCCUGAGGGACCUGCGGACCAAGCUGGACCCACAAAACUGGCUUCAGAGUCAAGUGUAGUGUCCCCCCCACAGACCCACCUCUAUACCAAUGGGCUGCUAAUUUUACCCACUGCUCCCUCCAAGAGUUGCUGGCUGCACAGAUCCUAGUAACGUGUAAGACAAAUUCACAACAUGUUUGAGAAUCUGAAAUAUCCAUUGAAAGCUCUGCUGUUCGCUCUGAAGGAGGAAAAAGCCUGUGGUGUACGUAAUGAAGAGGAAAUGACAAUCCUACAUAAUGCAUCAGUCAGUAGACCAUUGAGGAUACAGAUGAUAACCACCUGUCGAUUCCUGCCUGGUUCCGAGACAAAGAUGCAGGGGUUUCUCAGCAUGUAUCCUAGAGGAGAGGAGGAGCAGUUAUUGCUAAUGUGUCUGCUCUAGUUCCAGCUCCACUGUGAUACUUCACAGACUGCAUAUAAAACCAUCUUUGGAGCUACUGAUGCUUAACUCACUGGUCUUUAAUGUUAAAACAUACACUGCAAGUGAGUGGAGCACUGAGUGGACCAUAUGGAAUGAAACAGCAGGAAGAAAGGGUAGGGUCUCAGGAAGAAAAGAUUUUUCAUUAUUCUCAGACACUAGUACUCUGUAAAAGAAAAACUUAAAGGCUUGGCAAGUGAAUUGUGAGUGACAGGUGCUUAAAUUGCUUGGAUGCCAUGGUGAACUGAAGAAUUUCGUAGUGGUUGUCUCAAAAUACACAAACAUGCAUGGAGGAUGGAGGAUUUAUGCAAAGUCACUGUCUGCCCUUCUGGGUCACAGUUAUUUCAGGAGUUUGGCUAUCGGUAUUUUUAUCUGUACAGAUGCUGUUACGCAGCUCACUACAUUACACACUGAGGAAGUGACUGUGGACCCAGCUUUUGUCAACCCUUAGCAAAAUUUUUUUAAAUUAUUUAUUUGCCUCUGAGACAGCUUUAUUAAGGACAAUCCUCAUAGCAUACAUUUCUACAUGUUUGUGUAGCUGGGUGCUUAAUAAAAGUGGUUAGCUUAAGCAUCUUGCUCAAGGGUGCUAUUGCAGUGUUUCACAGCACUGCUGUUCAGCCCGGAAUAUUUCUGGUUUCACAUCCAUAACUACUCAGUUCCACACAGCCACACAGUUCCACCAUACCUCAAGGAGAAAUAACUUCCCUUUCAUACAAGACAGAAGGGCUUUGCAAUCGUACCUGUACAGUGUUCUGUGCUCUGUUAAUGUAGGGUGUUGGAUACACUAGUGUUUUAUGCAAAAUGAGAGGAAAAAGUCUGUGGAUAAGCCACAUGUAAAAUGUGAGUGUUUUUUAAACAUUCAAAAGCCGUUCCUUUCACAAGCAUUAUUAGUCAUGUGCUUAAGCACCAUAUUCAGUGAUUAUGACACUCAUGGAGGCUUCUUCUCAGGCCUAGCCAGAGCAGCAAAGCCUGUUGUCCUAUAUCUUUGUUUAAAAUGGACUACGAAAUCCACUAGAAAAGCCACUGCUUUACCUAGGGGUUGGACAGAGAUCUGCUAGUUUACCUCCACAGACAGCAUGAAGAGUAAGGAUACAGUAUGUGUUCCUGUAAAGUCUAUCUUUGUUCAUCCGCUCAUUUCAAGUAUUUUGCAUUGUUGGAUUUUUGUAUAAAUAAAACUACAGUGAUGCAUAUUUUAACAGAAGUAUUAUAGUUCUGUCACCACUGAAAUGGAUAACCCUAAAAUUUAACCUUGUUAUAUGAGCAUUUUGUCAGCAGGUUGUUUGCAUGUGCAAAUGAUU
This is a messenger RNA of Megalops cyprinoides (Indo-Pacific tarpon), 3810 nucleotides long. Its product is annotated as rhotekin-like. The coding region runs from base 165 to 2117 and encodes 650 amino acids. The transcript is spliced from 12 exons. The record is from RefSeq and is a predicted model, not a curated record. Gene Ontology annotation, biological process: mitotic cytokinesis; actomyosin contractile ring assembly; signal transduction. Gene Ontology annotation, cellular component: actomyosin contractile ring. Lineage: Eukaryota; Metazoa; Chordata; Actinopteri; Elopiformes; Megalopidae.